Schistocerca nitens (vagrant locust) is the source of this 1930-nucleotide messenger RNA. Its product is annotated as inversin-like. Gene Ontology annotation, cellular component: cytoplasm; nucleus. The transcript has 4 exons. The coding region runs from base 296 to 1915 and encodes 539 amino acids. The record is from RefSeq and is a predicted model, not a curated record. Gene Ontology annotation, molecular function: ubiquitin protein ligase binding. Lineage: Eukaryota; Metazoa; Arthropoda; Insecta; Orthoptera; Acrididae. Gene Ontology annotation, biological process: regulation of proteolysis; proteasome-mediated ubiquitin-dependent protein catabolic process.
GCUGCAGUCAAAUGCUGCCUACAUUGAUAACACAAGUCUCUGCCGCUAAAAUUACUCUUACGGCACGCUCGCCCGUCCUCGGUUCCCAAGUGGCUGUGCAUGUCGCGUCUGUUUCUCUUUAAGGAAAUGCUUUGUUCAUUCUUCACUGGAUUCGUAGCUGACUCCACAGCGUGAGGGGCAUUUAGAUUCAUCAGUUGGCUGUCCUGCGCUAUCCCCACCGAAGUCCGCACAGCGUCUGAAGCCGAAGGCGUCUGCAGGCGCAGUUAGUUCUCAAGGGCAAACGCGUGAAACUGCGAUGGAAACGAACAGAAGAUGGACCCUGUCGGCCGACCUGGGGGCGCUGCUUUCGUCCGGAAAUGCUGCUGACGUCACCAUCAUGGCGGACGGCGUCUGGCUGCCGGCGCACAGAGCAGUGUUGGCGGCGCGCAGCCCUGUCUUCGCCGCCAUGUUCCGGCACGAUGUGCUGGAAGCAUCUGAGGGCAGUGUGAACAUUGCAGACAUCAACCAGGAGGUGCUGCAGCAGCUGCUGCAGUUCAUGUACACUGACGAAGCGCCUCUGCUGGAAUGCGUCGCACCGGAGCUGCUCGCGGCAGCGGAGAAGUACGGUGUGACCAGACUGAAGCAACAGUGUGAGCAACAGGUCAUUAUGGACCUGUGUGUGGAAAAUGCUGCAGCCAGCGCCGUCCUUGCAAUGGUCUACUCGUGUGCGAAGCUGAAGGCGGCAGCUAUCAGCUUCAUCAAUUCCCACUACCAAGAAGUUAUGGCUACAGAUGGUUGGGCUAGUGCCAUGAGGGAACACACAGAAGACACUGUGGAGAUCUGCCGUCUGCUGAGGGAUGCAACACGCCUUGAGUCAGAAUGCAAGAAUGAAACACCAGAAAAGACAGAAGAGGAUAGGGGUGACCUGGAAGGCGACCUGGUGGCACUGCUUGAGUCUGCUGACAGCAGUGACGUGACACUCAUGGUGGGCGGGGUGCCAGUGGCGGCCCAUAUGGCAGUGCUGGCAGCACGCAGCCCUGUCUUGGCUGAGAAGCUCAAGGACACCCCAAAUGGUACCCUGCAGAUGGACGGAGAACCACAUAAGGAGCUGGGCGAAGCCCUGCUCUACAUGUACAGUGACCAAUUGCCACACCCAGAAAGCGUCAGUGACAAGCUCCUAGUGCUGGCCGACAACUAUGAGCUUUGUGUUCUAAAGAAAUACUGUGAAGAGCAGUUGGCAGACCAAAUCUCUGUUAACAACGCAGUGUCCCUGGUUGUGGUCGCAACAAAACACUCCUGCACGGCGCUCAAGAGAGCUUGUGUUGAUUUCAUCAGGAGUCGAAUCUUCGAUGUGAUGGACACAGCUGGUUGGGAAAUGGCAUUACGUAAUGAUCUGGAAAUCAUGGUGAAGAUAUGCAAAUGUGUGGCUUCAGCAGAAAGAUUAACAUAUGGAGAAGAGGCAAGAGAAAUGCAGAAGAGGGUGCUCGAAGAGGCGAAGAGUGGCACCACGAGGGAGCUACAGGCGCUGCUGGACGGCGGGGCUGGCGUUAGUGCGCAGGAUGAGGACGGGGCCACCGCUCUGCACUGGGCGGCCUGGAGGGGCCACAAGGGCGCUGUGAGGUGCCUGCUGAAGGCCGGGGCGGCGGUGGACGCCAAGACUGAGCUGCAGCAGACGCCACUGCACCUGGCCGCCGACAACGGGCACGCAGCCGUGGUGCGUCAGCUGGUGGCCGCCUCGGCCGACGUUAACGCGAGGAAUGUGGACGGGAUGACGCCGCUGCACAGGGCGGUGAUGGCAGGCCACAUAGGGGCUGCCGAGGCGUUGUUGCGGGCGCGUUCGAAAAAGGGCAUGUGGCAGAUUCUCCACUGUGGUAGCGAGACAAAUAAGGGUGAGAUUUCCCCCCUAUGUCCCGGAGAUGACAACAACUGUCACUGAAUAUACAGUUUACUU